AUGGUUUCCUCAAUUUCUCAGACUUUGGCAUUUCUUCUGCUUAUCACGCACGCACUCGCUCAAGUUCGCAUUCCUAUCACGAGGAAAGUUCAUGCUCCACAUCCUGCUCUCAAUCGCCGUCUCUCUAACCGUGACCCUGUCUCUGCAUCACUUAUCAACGAUUUGACACAUGCAAACUAUGUGAUCUCCGUCAAAGUUAGAACUCUGCCUCAGGAUGUUGAUUUGACUAUCGAUACGGGAAGCAGUGACACCUGGUUAGUUGCCAAUACUGCCGCUUCAUGUACUGGUGUUGGGUUACCAGAGAAGAAUGGAUCUGCUCCAGUCCUGUGCGAGACACCAUACAACCCAAACACUUCUUCAACCGUCGAGUUGAACAUCACGACUGAUAAAUUUAACAUCGAAUAUGUGAAUGGUGAUAAAGCCAAAGGACCUUAUAUAGCCGACACUCUUGUGCUCGGUAAUGCCACCAUUAAGUCUCUCCAGAUGGGUCUCGCCAACGACACAAACAUACAACUUGGAUUACUGGGACUUGGUUAUUCUAUCAGCGAGGCCUCUGAUACCAUAUAUCCAAAUAUCAUAGACGAGCUGGUCUCCCAGCAUCUCAUCAGUACCAGAGCUUAUAGUCUCUAUCUAGAUUCGCAAGACUCGGCUACUGGAUCCCUUCUUUUUGGUGCAGUCGAUACCACCAAGUUUGUCGGUGAAUUAGUGAGCUUAGAUAUAGUACCUCAACCUAUCUGGAAUGGCUCGGUUCUCUACUCAUCAUUUUCAGUCGAUCUUGCUGCAGUGGGUAUGACAGACCAAGAAGGCAAUUCUGCAAACUUGAGAACUUCUCCUCAAGUUGUACUUCUGGACUCUGGAACGACGCUUACCAUCUUACCAGCUGAGGUUACGGAUGCCAUCUUCAAAAGAUUCAACGCCUACGACGAUACAAACUCCACUGGCAAUGUCUACCUCCCUUGUUCAGUGCUCAAUACUUCACCUUCUUUAACAGUCGACUAUCUGUUCUCCUCCUCUUCCACUUCUGCUAUGAUUAGGGUUCCUAUAUCAGAACCUGUAUUCCCACUUACAAAUCCGACUUACGCUCUGUAUCCCGAGGAUACUCUCCCAGAUUUGCCAUUUAGCGGCGAAGCAUAUACCUUUUUGAGAAGUGCAUAUGUGGUGUAUGAUCUGGAUAACAAUCAGAUUGGACUCGCGCAGGCCAAUUUCAAGAGUAACGAUGCGGUUGCCAGUUCAAACGAUGGAGAUGGAAAUAAGUAUGUUGUGGAGUUGAAAGCGGGAGAAUCGAUCCCAGCUUUAACUGGCGAUAGUGUGACGAGUUCGGCGGAACCCAGCCCUACCAGUAGCGCUAGCAAGACUUCGAAUACUCCUACUGACACGGCAAAAGCUACAGCGACUGGAAAUUCUAGUGGCGCUUUAUCGAUGUUAAGGAAUGUAGACUUCAGGGUCCUCGGGUUCUUCGUACUGGGAGGAUUAAUUUUAAAUGGAGCAAUCGUCGCGUGA
Molecule: messenger RNA, 1500 nt
Organism: Botrytis porri
Lineage: Eukaryota; Fungi; Ascomycota; Leotiomycetes; Helotiales; Sclerotiniaceae
Exons: 3
Coding region: 1-1500 (499 amino acids)
Biological process (GO): proteolysis
Molecular function (GO): aspartic-type endopeptidase activity
Source: RefSeq, a predicted model, not a curated record